AGAAUCAAAUGCAUAAGGCAAAAAAUACUCAAAAUAAGCGACUACUUGAAUGUUACUUGCUAAACUUGGGAUUCUCUACCAUAAUUAUGAAGAUUUUCAGACAUUAAUGAUUUACCCUAAUGAUCAAUAAAUAGAACCAACUCGUGUUCCUCUCUCAAAUCUCAUUAUUCAAAAACAAACACAAACCUCAAAAGAAAACUUAUUUUGUUCCUUUGACCAUGGAACUCAACCUCACUACAUCAUGUUCCUCCAGUAGUAUCUCAUCGUCUUCACAUGAGGUGGGGUUUUCCACCGAUACCAAAGGGAAUAUGAGAGAGAAGAUUGCGGUUGGGCCAGCGAGUGAGACUCCAAGGCUUGAGUUUAGCUUCUUGUUCAACAGAGACAGCAUAAGAAACUCUGGUUACGGAGUUUUAGAUGAAGCAGAAGAGAUGAAGAACGAGGCUAAAGCGAGGGUGUUUGGUUGCACCUUCUGCGAGAAAGAGUUCUCUACGUCUCAAGCCUUAGGAGGACACCAGAACGCUCACAAGCAAGAGCGAUCAAUGGCCAAAAGGCGUAAAGUGAAGGAGAUGAACUAUCCUGGGCUCUCCUUCUACAGCCAGUACCCACCAAGUGGUGAUCUCUUCAGCAGUAGCAACAGCUCGCAGUACGGUCUUGGGGUUCAUUACAAUCCCAACAUUGGUAAAUCGAAGGCUUAUCCCUUCAACAUUUUCAGACGUCGAUUAGGAUAUAGAGAGCAUAACGUAAAUUCCCAUAUCCCUCUCCUGUCUCACCUCUCGUGCCAAAACACUGACGUUUUCUCCAGAAAUUUGAUUUCAAACCUAGAAGGCACCAUUCAUAUGAAUAAGGAGGAACAAGGCCAGAAACAAGAACAAGCAGAGACUGAUACUUGCAAGGAUACUGAGAUAGACUUAUCUCUGAAGCUGUAG
Raphanus sativus (radish) is the source of this 926-nucleotide messenger RNA. RefSeq names its product zinc finger protein 1-like. The record is from RefSeq and is a predicted model, not a curated record. The transcript has a single exon. Bases 219 to 926 code for a protein of 235 amino acids. NCBI's taxonomy places the organism in Eukaryota, Viridiplantae, Streptophyta, Magnoliopsida, Brassicales, Brassicaceae. Gene Ontology annotation, biological process: negative regulation of abscisic acid-activated signaling pathway.